This is a messenger RNA of Penicillium cataractarum, 1059 nucleotides long. RefSeq names its product putative sexual development protein (LsdA). The record is from RefSeq and is a predicted model, not a curated record. NCBI's taxonomy places the organism in Eukaryota, Fungi, Ascomycota, Eurotiomycetes, Eurotiales, Aspergillaceae. The coding region runs from base 1 to 1059 and encodes 352 amino acids. The transcript has 2 exons.
AUGCGCAUUCUCGAUCUUGCUGUUGCUCUUUCGAGCCUGGCAGCCUUCGUCGUGGCUGCUCCGACCUCCCCUGGGAAAACUCAACUGCCCGAUGGAAUGCCUUCCCCGAGCCCAGACCAGCUGAAACUGAUUGAGCAAAAUGCUCAUGGAACUCUGCCAAACGGUCCUCCUCCGCCAGUGAUCAGCAGCGAUGGCAUUGUGAACCUGCAGUUGAUUGCAUUCAACGAACUUUUCGAAGUGGCAUUCUUCAACGAACUGAUCACCAACAUCACCAACAAAGUCGAGGGUUAUGAUAUUGACGAUGAGGAGGAUCACGUCAAGGCCCUGGAUGCCUUGAAGGCAAUUCUUGCUCAAGAGGAACUGCAUGCCCUGCGUGCCAACGACGCCUUGGAACACUUCAAAGUGAACCCUAUCCAGCCCUGCCAAUACAAGUUCCCCGUCGACGACUUUGAAUCUGCCAUCGCACUCGCUGCGACCUUCACCGACGUCGUUCUGGGUACCCUACAGGAUGUCGUGGAACGCUUUGCUCUUGGGCGCGAUGUCGAUCUCGCUCGCGAAAUUGCCUCUGUCAUCGGCCAAGAAGGAGAACAACAGGGAUGGUUCCGUGUACUCCAGGGCAAGAUCCCAAGUGAAUUGCCCUUCUUGACUACCAGCGACCUCAACUUUGCUUUCACUGCUAUCCAAGGCUUCGUCGUGCCGGGUAGCUGCCCCAAUAUCAAUGAGAUUCCACUGAGAACUUUCGAAGGAUUGGAGAUUCUUACGCCCGCUGGCCCUCUCAGCCAAAAUAUUACUAUCCAGUUCGAAGACCCCAACAAUGAGGCGGAGCAUUUGCUGUGGUUGACCUAUAUCAAUCAGCAAAACUUGCCGAUUGUUGAGCCCAUCCGCGUUGUCAGCCGGAACGGCAAGGAGGUUAAGGCAGAAGCGCUCUUCCCCUUUGACGAUAAUGAAAUGAAUGGCUUGACCAUUGCUGCAGUGACCAAGACUGACGGUCCAUUCAGUGAUGCGAGCAGCGUGGCUAAGUGGACACUUGCUGGGCCUGGUUUGAUCAUCGUCAAUUAA